This is a messenger RNA of Penaeus vannamei (Pacific white shrimp), 3358 nucleotides long. NCBI's taxonomy places the organism in Eukaryota, Metazoa, Arthropoda, Malacostraca, Decapoda, Penaeidae. The record is from RefSeq and is a predicted model, not a curated record.
CCCUCCCUCUUCGAUUGUCAGGUCAAACUAUUCCAUGACUGGUAUGGAAACUGGGCUGAGAGUGAGAAAAGCCGUUUACUAGAGCAGCUUCGUGCAGCAGACCCAGAUUUCAUGGCCCAGUACGACAAGCAGAUCAGCAGCAGCUCGUCUGGAGCACAGGAGGAAUCCCCAGCCCCGGUGGAGACUAUGGAGGAAGCCAUAACCCACCAAGCUCUGUCAGCUCUCCUCCCAGCACACUUCCACGCUCCCACAGCCCACACGACUCAGGCUUGGAUGAGCCACCCAGUGACAGCGACCACACAGAACCCCACAGCCUGGACUCCAGCCAUGAGCCAGAAGACCAGAGGACAGCCAACUCGCAGGUAGCAUUGGAGAGUGUCACAGCUCCCACGCCCCCCAUGAAGUCUUGCAUCAGCUCAGCAGAAAACACAGCAUGUCAAAAGCCUGAAGCACUGGCCAAUGGUUGUAGUGAUGUUAUCAACUCUGCCCCAUCAGAGCAAGUCCUAACAACAGCUGCCAUUGAGAAGACAGGUGGAGCAGGUACCAUAUGCUGCAAUAUCUUUGUUUUCUUUUUCUUACUCUGGCAUCAUUGGUUAUAUGAUACUGAAAUAUUACUUUUGUCUUUACAGUAGAGAUAUUUUGCUCUUGGAAAAAACAGCACAGUAAACCAAAACAGAUAAGAGUAAGAAAAAACAUCAUUCUAUUUUCCAUGUACCUGCUAAAGAUAAAUUUUUACUGUUUAGUGUACUAGGAAAAAUCAUUACAAUACUGAGGUUGUUCUCUGCUUUCAUUAGGUAGUUUUCCAGUUUUUCUUUUAUUCAAUUCAACGAGAUUCAUGUUUAUGUACUCUAUUGUGAUUUAUCCAGUGGUUGAGUAAAGGGAGUCAUAUUGUCAUUAUAUAGAAAUAUAUUUUACUGUUCCAAUUGUAGAUCUCUGUAGUAUAUACAGUUUGACAUACUCCAUACUGGAAUAUAGAUUAGUGAAGCAGUACCUGGAAACUGGUGAACAAGUGCAGCUUAUCAAUAUAUUUUUUCAGAGUAUUAGAUCCUAUAAGAAUACAUUUGUAUAUCAUUCCAUUACUUUACUUCAGCUAUGUAUCAUUAAAUAUUCAUGGAAUGUUUAUGUUAGUGAACUCUCAUCAGUGCUUCCAGGCAUCUAGAUAUUGUGCAUUCUAAAAAGACUAGUAUAUGAGGCAUGAUCAGUUAAUCAAAGACUUCUGCACAAAGUAUUCUAUAAUAUUCAGUGUUUACAUAUCAGCUUCUGCUGUCCUGAUAUCAUUGCACCAACAUAGAUUGUAUGGAUUGGACAUGAAUAUUAUGAGACUAUAGAUAUCCUGCAGUUAGAUUAAGGAUUCUACUUAACUAUUACACUCUACUUAGAAAGAUCAUUGUAUGUUUCUUUUACUUUUCUUACAAUUGCAAACGUCUGAUGGUGAUGUGUGUUUCUUUCCAUGUCUCCUUUCGUCUGAUGCUCCUUUUCUUUGGUCUCCAUUUCUUUUUCCUCUCUCUUUCUUUCCCUUGCAAUUUCUUAUUUUUUCUCACCAUCAUACCUGUGAGAUUAGCAUUUAUAUUUGUCCUGUGCAUCAGUAUUUUAAAAUGUAUAUAAGAAUAUAAAUGUUUAUAACAAUCAUGUCUUUAACCCUGUCAUGAUGGGGCCAGCAUUGUCUGUGAUGUAAUCAUUACACAUCAAAUAAAAUUUUCUGGCUGGGUUUGUGCUGAUAGCAGCUGGCCCGUCUGCUAGCUCUGUAGAGCAAAGCACAAUGCCAUAUGACGUAAUACCUAAUAUGUCAUGACAGCCAUAAUUAUCACUGAUGGAUUAAGAUAUUAAAGUAUCAAAUGAUAUAACUACCAGUGUGUUUGCAUGAGAUUCUAUAUCUUUUUCAUUACAAUUAAUUUGCAUCCCUAUUGUAUGGAUUAGAUUCAUCAUACUCAUGUAAUGAUUUGAUAUUUAUUUGCUCUAAACCACUGAUAUGUGAAAUAAAUAUUACAGAGAUAAAUAUUUGCAAUGUCUUUAAAUUGAAUUGCAUUAAUUGAAUUGGAUGGAUUAUACCACUUAGUUUUAUAUUAUUUUUUAUGUCUAUUUUUUUACUGGUUCAUCUAUUUGAUUUUUAUGGUAUGGAACUAGUGCCAUGUUUCUGCAUAUCAGUGAUUUAUCUCUUCUUAUCUCUCUUCACACCUCUACUUCUUUCCCCUUUUAUUAGACUACCCUUCAAAAAUCUAUUGAUAAAAGUACUUAACAUUCCUAUUUAUAGUUCAUCACAUUCCAUAUUAGUUUGUAUAUUCAUUAUUGGUAACACCUAAUUCUAACAGUCAUUCUGUUUCGUACUUUUCCUAUGUUCUACUGCCAGGAUGCAGACAUAUCACUUUUCAGCAUAAUGUAUACAUGUAGUUAUUAGAUCAAUAAUUGAAGUGAAUCCUACCAGAAGGUAACUAUUGAAACAGGAUUUGAAUGUCAGUGUAAUAUUAUGGCAAAACAGAGAAAUGAUCUUUAUUGAGAGCAAAAAUUGUGGUAGAUAUUGUAUGGGAUGAUACGUUAGAUAUGUGCCUUACAAUCAAACUGUAGGCACUAUUAUGACACAACUUUAAAGAUACUUUUGGGAGCUAGUGUAUAGUAUUCAGAUUUCCUCAGAGUGCUAAAUGUGCCUGAUUAUAAUUUUGAUAUUUUACACCACGUGCAAGCAUGUACUCUGCUAAAACAUGUCAUCCAUGUUAUAAUAUCACUGCAAUUUUACUCAAUCAUUAUUGAGCUUCUUCCCUCCAGCCUGUAAAGGGCAACCAUUUAAACUUUUGUGAAUCUCCCAAAUAUUUUUAAAUAACUGGGUCGAGGUCUGUUGAUAUAUAUAUUUGACAGUGAUAUAUUCAUGAUAAAUGGCAUAUAUGGAAGUAUAUUAGUAGAUCUGUUUCUCUUAUAAAAAAAGACCUUGCGCAAGAUGCAUUUAUAUGAUAUAUGAAUAACAUUGCUUGUGAUAAAUGGUUGAAAUACUUAAGCGUUUGGUCUCUAUUAAAGUCACAAGAACUUUCAUUGAAAUUUUAUUCGAGUUUGUUAGUCGAGUACAAUUAACCAAAAGUAAUCAGACGUGAUGUUCCUUUAUCAGGUAAGAUAGUAGGAAAAUGUCCAACCGUCAUUGGUGUAGGGUAAAGGUGCAACUUUUCUAUGUAGCUAUGUCUUUCCAAAGCAUUUUAUGGCUGAAACAAGAUUUUACUGCAGUAUAUUUUUUGACACAUAUAGGAUGUACAAAAGCAUGAAUACUAAAUAGUUUAAUCCUGUUUAUGUGGAUUAUUCAUUAUAUCGUAUAUGUAUUGAAUGGGCCAAGUGGUUAUUGUUAUAUUCAUAAAUAAAAUGUUUUCUGAUGAUGUGA